Racocetra persica is the source of this 445-nucleotide messenger RNA. Lineage: Eukaryota; Fungi; Glomeromycota; Glomeromycetes; Diversisporales; Gigasporaceae. The record is from the annotation of a GenBank genome assembly.
UACAAAUUCUAAUCAAAGUGAUCUGUAUAAUAUAGAUCUUGAUCAUGAUAAAAAUGUCGAUGAAUUCAUUAAUAACGAUGGGCUUUUGUACAAUUUAGAUGAGGUGGAAGAGUUAAUAUCUAAUCGAUUUCAAGAUGCUGAAAAAUCAAAUAAGUCAGUAAAAGUAUUUUUUGAAAUUGAGCUAGAUUCAGAUCUGAUUGAAAGUAUUUUCCCAGAAUCUUGGUUAGAUAUACAUGAUUUCAAAACUAUUAAAGGAUCUUUUCAUCAACUAAUAAGGGUCGUUGUUCUUCUGUUGGAAUAUGGAUCUUGUUACUACUGGAACAUAUCUAAAAUUUAUCCUAAUAAAAGAAUGAAUAAGUUUACAGGCUGUGUAACUACAUACCUUGAAUGUGCACAAUGUAAUAAUAGAGAUUGGCAAAGAUCUAAUAAUCAACCUAUAAAAUGA